Myzus persicae (green peach aphid) is the source of this 1545-nucleotide messenger RNA. RefSeq lists its product as uncharacterized. Lineage: Eukaryota; Metazoa; Arthropoda; Insecta; Hemiptera; Aphididae. The transcript has 5 exons. Bases 485 to 937 code for a protein of 150 amino acids. The record is from RefSeq and is a predicted model, not a curated record.
UCAGUUAUAAUGUAAUUUGUUAUUUUGUUGACUGUGUUAGUCUAUAAUCUAAGGUUUUUGUUAUCUAUAUAAUAUAAUCUAUUGAAAUUAGAUAACAGUUUUGUUUACAAAUGUUUAAUCUAUUCUGUGGUAUAAUAGUUGUCCGUGCUUACAAUACGACUAAACACAAUACCAGGUCCCAAUGUCUCAUUAUCAUACCUUUAUAAUGAAUAACAACAUAACAACAACUUGUAACUUUUUUGGGUGUGAAGGUAAACCAAGGUGGCGAAACUCAAAUCACGUUUGAUAUUAUUGUCUAUUGCAACGAUUUACGAUAACGAAAUUUAAAUUAGUAAUUGGUUAUUAUUUAGUGUUCUUUUUUGUUUUCUUCGUGAAAUGUGUCUUACACUCGUUAUUGUCAAGAUUAAAUAAAUCAAAAUUUUUCUUUUAAAAAUAUCGUUUGUAUAUCUAAAAAGAUUUUUUUGUUUCUUACACCAUUGAAAAAAUGUUUUUCUUUAAAAAUUUGCUGUCGGUUAUUGCAUUAACCAUGAUUAUUAUAAACUCGAGUGAGUCCUUGGAAUGUUAUGUUUGUACAAAUCAAGAUCAAAACCACGAAAAAUGUUUGAACACAAUUAAGACAUGUGAACCUGAAGAAGAUAUGUGUUUAUCAGAAAUCAGUUGGGGAUCUCCACCAUAUUGGGUGGAAGGAGGGAUCAAACAAUAUUAUGUAUCAAAGAGAUGUGCCACAAGGGCUACAUGUGAAGCUGUAAAAACUAAAACAAUGCCCUAUUGUACGUACUUAUGGUAUCAAGAUUGGAAAUGUGCUGAAUGUUGCUUAGGUGACCGUUGUAAUUUCUACAUCACUAUGGGCAGUAGUGCGGUAAAAUCCAAUUUGUAUGUUUUAUUGGGAUGCAUCACUGUAUUGUUUGGAUUCCAUUUUAUCAAAACCGUAGUCUAAUUCAAAAUGGUUGUUUAUUUAUCCUUAAAAAGAUUUUUUUUUAUAUUCUGACUUAUUUUUUAAUUAUUUUAGGCUCAAUUUUAAUUACAGUAGAAAUUGUCAAUAAUGACGUUCAAGGGAUCAUGAAAAUAGGUCAUAAUAACAUAAUAUAAUCAUAACUACUGAUAAAAUUUAACAUAUAAAUAUAGCCUUUGAUUUGCUAAAAUAUUAUUAUAAUUAUUAUAAAACUUACCAAUGCAUUUAUUGGGUCCUUUAGUUCAGAGUCGUAAGACCUGAUAUGUCACUUUUUCUGGUGUCAAUAUAAACAAUUUCUACUGUAUAAGCAUUAAUACAUAUAUUUAUAUAUAUAUAUUACCAGUAUUAUUUUUAAUUUUAAGUGAAGAGUUCCGUCCAAAUAUCAUGUUUUUGAUACAAACUUGUAUUUAUUUCCGUCCAAAAGUUUAUACAUGCGUGAUGAAUUUUUAUAAUUAUAUUUUAGAAUACAUUUUGUAUAAACGUGUUGGUAAUUAAUAUAAAAUAAUUUAAUUUGUAUUUUUGAACUUUUAUAUACUUUCUUGUAUUAAUUGUUACGAUAAUUUGAAUUUAAAUAAUAUAUUAUACCAGCCAUA